UUCCGGUGAUGCUCGCUCCGCCCACCCAGGUGAGGUUUGACUCUGUGGACUAUAAAAACAUCCUGCGCUGGACUCCAACCACCAACAGCACCUCCCUGCAGUACUACGUCCAGUGGAAGAUUUACGGCGAGCCUGAGUGGUUGGACGUUGACGGUUGUCAGGGGACCCAGAAGCACCAGUGUGACCUCAGCGGCGUGACCUCUGACCCCAGAGAGUGGUACUACGCCAGACUGCACGCUUCCUCUCCACCCUCCAGCAAAUCAGCCUGGGCCCUCUCACCGAGAUUCAGCCCACGCUGGGACACCAAGAUCAGCGCUCCUUUACUGAGGCUGAACGCCACAGAGCAAGGGAUUGUGGUCCGUGUGAAGCCCCCCAAACCGCUGGUCCGGAAGAUGCACAGCAGUCUGCUCUACAAGAUCUACCUCACACACACGAGUGGAGAGGAGGAGGUGCUGGAGCUCGGCUGCUGCACGCACAAGCUGACUCUGAAAAAGCUGAACAGCAAGGCCAAAUACUGCCUCCAAGCCCAGACCAUGAUCCCCCAGCAGGCCAAGAGUAGCGCUCGUAGCUCUUUGAAAUGUAUCACUACGCUCUGAGCACACAGGUACCAAGAUACGCACUCAUACGCACACAUAUCUGC
Molecule: messenger RNA, 640 nt
Organism: Morone saxatilis (striped sea-bass)
Lineage: Eukaryota; Metazoa; Chordata; Actinopteri; Moronidae
Gene: il22ra2
Product: interleukin 22 receptor, alpha 2
Molecular function (GO): protein binding
Source: RefSeq, a predicted model, not a curated record